Molecule: messenger RNA, 1878 nt
Organism: Saccharomyces mikatae IFO 1815
Lineage: Eukaryota; Fungi; Ascomycota; Saccharomycetes; Saccharomycetales; Saccharomycetaceae
Exons: 1
Coding region: 1-1878 (625 amino acids)
Source: RefSeq, a predicted model, not a curated record
AUGAGAUUUCAUCGUCAGGGCGUGUCGGCCACCAUCGGUCUACUGCUCAUUGUCCUGCUUGGUUUUUGUUGGAAAAUAUCCAGAUCUUAUCGAAGAGUGUCAACCGGUCUUCCACUUAACGAAUCCGCGAACAAGGUUGCAGAUGUACCUACUAUACGAUGGGACAAUUACCUAGAAUUUGUUAGAGACAUCGAUUUCGACAACAGUACGGCUAUCUUCAAUUCCAUUCGCGCUGCUCUGAGACAAUCUUCGUCUGAUAUCCACCCCUUGGGCGUAUCGUACUUUCCUGCUGUAAUUCCUAAGGGAACUUUAAUGUACCAUUCUGGAUCGGGCGUGCCAACUACUUUUGAAUGGCUAGCUAUGGAUUACGAAUUCAGCUACUCUUUCGGCUUGAGGUCGCCAGCUUAUGGAAGGAGAUCGUUAGAAAGAAAGCACGGAAGGCCCGGUAAUGGCACUCGUGGUAAUCAUCCACCACCGCCACCGCCACCAGACAAAGGAGGCCAGGGCUCACAAAAGAUGCUUACUUACAGAGCGGCACGAGACCUCAACAAAUUUCUUUAUCUUGACGGGGCUUCUGCUGCGAAAACCGACUCAGGUGAGAUGGAUACGCAGCUAAUGUUGUCGAAUGUUAUCAAGAAGAAACUGAAGCUUCCAGAUGAUGAUGAGGAUGAAGAAAGGGCGGAAAGGCUCUACGCCGCCAGAAUAUGCAAGUGGGGGAAGCCAUUCGGGUUGGAUGGCAUCAUCAGGGUGGAGGUGGGCUUUGAAGUUGUACUGUGCGAUUUCUCUGGGGAUAAUGUCGAGCUCGUCUCGAUUCUAGAUAUGGUUCAUCCGAAUCAGUACCUGGAUCUGCCAUCACCUACCGUCAUAUCAAAGGAAGAGGGCUGGCCUCUAGAUGAUAACGGAAAGCUGGUUGAAGAACAGCUGACGGAUGAUCAAAAGGCGAUUCUCGAGAGAGAAGACGGCUGGGCGAAGAUCUUGUCCAAUUUCGACGCUGUUAAGAGUUUCAACUGGAUAAGGGCGGGCGCAGCGCACGACGAUGGGGAGAAUCGGAUUCAUCUUGACUAUCGGUACCUCGUAAGCGGAAUAAACAGGACUUACAUUGCUCCUGACCCCAACAACAGAAGAUUACUCAACGAUGGAAUGACAUGGGAAAAACAACUGGAGAUGGUUGAUGAUUUAGAGAAGGCUCUGAAAGUGGGGUUUGAUGCUUCUAGAAGCAUGAAUUGGCAAGUGGCAUUGGAUGAGCUUGUUGCCAAGUUUGCACCCUUGCUGAAAACUGUUAGUGCCAUUCUCAACAGGACUGGCGAUAUUAACGAGUAUGUGGCGAUAAAUGCAACAGCACUCACGUUGAACUUCUGUCUGCGGUUUGAGGCUGCAGAUAACAACCGUGAUCAGUUUGGUAGUGGAAAAGAUUUUGCUAUUUACCAAUAUGUAAGCCCAUACCAGGAUUUGACGACGGAUGCAGACUUUCUGAUCUGGUCGUCUACUGUAAGCGUUGUAAAAGAGAUAGUUGAUGUGGUUUACAAGGUGAACGAUCUACUGGUACCGGAAGUUCAGUCAUUUAUGAAGGAUAAUAGAACUUCCAGUGAUUUAGAAAGGCACGUUGAAACGGCACGCACUGCUGUUAACGGCUUAAUUGAAUCUCUGGGAUGGAUUGAGCUAAACUAUCGCUGUGAAAGGCAAUGCAACUGGGAUGAGGUUUGCUACACUCCUUCUUGGGGUCCAUCCCCAAUGGGCAUGACUAAGCCUAGUUCUCAUCACGGGGGACUCGGAAUGCACUUUGAUGAAUCUCGGCAGAGAUUGGUUAUCAACAGUGGACUACAGUGCAUUAGUAUAGACGAUUUGCUAGGAAACCAUAAUAAUCAACGCUUCCCAUGA